AUGCUCAGAACUUCUAGGAUACGACUGGCUAAACCACGAAUUCCCAUUGGCGCACACAAUGUUUCAUCUCACGGCUACGACGUGGGUUUGUCCGAAAUCACACAGAACGUCCACGAUCUGGCCCCUUUCCCCGGCUAUUCCCUACUGCUAAACCCCCAGCAUUUCUAUCACAACAGCAUUAUCUUGACGUGGGCUGAGCGAACGCCCCAUCCAGUCUCUCUGAGACAGUUGGCUGGUUUUGGCAAAAAGCUGACCAAGGAAAAGGUCAUUAGCAGUGCCAACUUUGUGAGAACCGAGUUGCCUGUGCGACUUGCGCUUAGAAUAAAGGACUUGCAAAAACUGCCGUUUGGCGUUGUCAAUAACUUCCACAUAGCUCAAGUCUAUGAGAGUUAUUGCCAUUGUUUUAAUAUGUUCAGGUGGAAGCCAAGAAUCGAGACAUUAGAGGAGAAUGACGAGUUCUGCGUGUUUUUGAAAAAGGUGUUAGAUGACCAUUUGCUGAUUUUGCCGCAUUUGAUGAUGGGAGCUUUGGAGUGCUCUAUUUUGCAAUCGUUGCCUCAGGCUGAGCUUGAUGCAUUUAUGUCGUCUAUGAUCAGAUCGCGUAUCAGCAGAAGAGUUAUCAUAGAGCAACAUAUCUCGUUGUCCAAAAAUUUCAGAGAGGGUGCUCAGGAGGAAAGACCGUCCGAUUACAUUGGCGAUGUUUUCAAACAAUGUUCUGCCAUAGACAAUCUCACUGCUUGUAAGAAUACAGCCUCUAACUUUUUGAGUUCUCUUUUUCCACAUUUGCAAAUGCCAGAGCUCAUCAUUGAAGGAGACGAUGUCAGUUUUCCCUUCAUGCCUUCACAUCUGAACUACAUUUUUGGAGAAAUUACCCGAAACGCUUACAAGUCCACGAUUCAGGCUUUUGUGAAAAGACACGAAAAUUCUACGGAGGAUAUUACCAAGAUUAAGCCUCCUCCCAUAAGAGUGAUGAUAGCCCAGACGAAGAAGGACAUAACGUUCAAGUUUUCAGACCAGGGCGGUGGGAUGAAGAAAGAGAAUUUACCCGGAGUCUGGUCCUUUGGAAGGUCUCCAGAACUGGCCAGAAAGAGUCUUUCGAACUUCCAUAGUCUUCCGGGAUUGAAUUUGACUCCACGUUUUCCUAUACUUGAGAGCAAUGCUACGCAUGAGGCCAUAUCAGCAACCUCGGGUAGCCAAAGCUUACUUCAACAACUGGGAGAUAUGGAAACUCGUGAGACAUCGAUGAAGGCCAAGGGUUCUUUGAGUUCGCUGAUCACGAGACCUUUUGAGUUCACGUUGGGUAUCAGUUUGCCUAUGUGUAAGGUCUACACGGAUUACUGGAAUGGUGAUCUGAACAUGUACUCAUUAGAGGGCUACGGCAGCGAUACAUAUUUGCGGUUGAGGAAGCUAGGCUCUUCUCAGGAUAAACUGCAACUUGACAAGGCUUAG
Molecule: messenger RNA, 1446 nt
Organism: Kuraishia capsulata CBS 1993
Lineage: Eukaryota; Fungi; Ascomycota; Pichiomycetes; Pichiales; Pichiaceae
Exons: 1
Coding region: 1-1446 (481 amino acids)
Biological process (GO): regulation of glucose metabolic process; protein phosphorylation
Cellular component (GO): mitochondrion
Molecular function (GO): pyruvate dehydrogenase (acetyl-transferring) kinase activity
Source: RefSeq, a predicted model, not a curated record